AUGGUCGCCGAUACUCUGAUUUACCAUCCAUCCGUCGCCCAUUACCUCAAAUUCGUCGCAACCACCGCCGGUCGUGACAAGCUCCUUCGCACCCUUCAAUACUUUUCCCGAUUCUAUGCCUGGUAUCUCCUCCGUACCAAUGGAACGAAUGGCGAAAUCGCCCCUUACGAGGCCAUCAAAAAGCAGUUUGGACUUGCGCGUAAAUUAAUGCGCUUUGGCAAGAACGUCGAGCAUUUAAAAGCAGCUGCUAUCGCUGCGGAUUCGAAGAGUCUUGAUCCGGUGAUCAAGUACUGUGCUGUCGGUAGACAAUUGGGAUAUGCGGGUUAUUUGACCUUUGAUGCGUUCACGGUGUUGGAUGCUGCAGGCAUUAGAAAGAGCCCGUCGACGAAGAGGAUACAGAAGGAGGCCUAUAGGUUUUGGUUGAUGGGGUUGUUGUUCAGUACUGCCUCUGGAAUGUACUCGUUGUAUAACCUUCGUCAACAAUCCGCAAGGAUUGAUAAGAAAGAUGGAGAAGGAGUUGUAACUAGUAAGAGAAUUGAGAAGGAACGCGCUGCGAUUAAUUUGCAACUCCUCUCGGACCUAUGCGAUCUUACAGUUCCAAGUUCGGCGAUCGGAUUGACCAACUUCGAUGAUGGUAUUGUUGGGUUGGCAGGAACCGUGAGCAGUUUGAUCGGUGUCUACAGUCAGUGGAAGAAGGCUGCGUAA
This is a messenger RNA of Sclerotinia borealis F-4128, 705 nucleotides long. The record is from the annotation of a GenBank genome assembly. NCBI's taxonomy places the organism in Eukaryota, Fungi, Ascomycota, Leotiomycetes, Helotiales, Sclerotiniaceae.